Messenger RNA from Exophiala oligosperma, 1275 nucleotides. RefSeq lists its product as uncharacterized. The transcript is spliced from 4 exons. Gene Ontology annotation, molecular function: GTPase activity; GTP binding. The record is from RefSeq and is a predicted model, not a curated record. Bases 1 to 1275 code for a protein of 424 amino acids. NCBI's taxonomy places the organism in Eukaryota, Fungi, Ascomycota, Eurotiomycetes, Chaetothyriales, Herpotrichiellaceae.
AUGGAUCCGUCCGACGUUAUGAAGGUUGUUAUUGUUGGAGACGAUGUUGUUAGCGCAGCAUUGAACUUUACAUUUAUGAAUCUGAUGAAGCGCCCGGGAUAUGCGACCCUUCGCCCCGUCCAGGGCGUACCCAGCGAGAUGCUUCAGAUCCAAACGGGAGUAGGUGCCGACGAUCCCGACUCCCAGCCUCUCGUGGUCGAUGCGUAUCGAUCGGCGCCGGUGAUUCUCCCGAUAUAUCUGGCCGAGGCCAACGCAUUCAUCAUCGCCUUCGGUCUCGACUCGAGGGCGUCCUUUGAUGAGGCCAAGAAAAUCCUACGUGUCAUCAGGAAGGCCGGGCGCAGGGGCGCUCCCAUCGCCGUGGUCGGCAUGCAGAGGAUGCAUAGGAGGUUGGCAGUCAUGCCACAGGAGGCCACCGAGCAGGUGGCGAAGUGGGGGGUAGAAUUCUUCACCGUCCAGUCUGCCGUCUCCGCGCAGGUGACGGCGCCCCUGAUAUACCUGGGGAAUCGUCACCUCCGGGAGCGGAACAAGCCUGCUUGGGCGCUCAGGGUCGACAAGUUCUACACGCCGAUAAACCGCACCUGUGUUCCAAUCAGCAGAAACAAAAUCGUCAAGACCGGUCCGUUUGUCCACCUCACCGAAGGGGCGACCAUCGAAUUCGUCGCCCGGAACACCACAUCCGUCCCAGUGCCCAGGGUGUACUGCUCCUUUGUCCACAAGAACCGGGCCUCCAUUGUCAUGAGGAGGAUUCGAGGUGAUGCCAUACCGACAGUGUGGGGGAAACUGUCCGAGCAGUCCCAACGGGCAAUUUAUGAUCAAUUGAGGGGCAUGAUCCGGGAGCUACGCUCGCUGAAGCCGCCGUCUCCGGGGACGGGAAUCGAGAGCUGCGUCGGGGGAUCCUUGCACGACCCUCGAAUCCCUCGCUCGAACAACCCUCGGGGGCUGGAGCCAUCUCGGACCGAAGGUCGAGAAGGCGACACGGACUGGCAGGACGUUUGCGACAUGGCAGCCGCUCAGGACAAGUCAUCGUGGCGCCCGCCGGUUUUCACACACGCUGAUUUGAACCCGUUCAACAUCCUCAUCCGUGGAGAUCGGGUCGUCGUCCUGGUUGACUGGGAAAUAUCCGGAUGGUACCCGAACUAUUGGGAGUAUACCUCGGCGUGGCUCGGGAGCGCAACGAGGACAGGUUGGCGGAAAUGCAUCGACGAGUUCCUCGAACCCUUUCCCGACGAGCUGAAGAUGGAGACUAUUCGCCAGAAAUGGUGGGGAGGUAUUUAA